Molecule: messenger RNA, 663 nt
Organism: Micromonas commoda
Lineage: Eukaryota; Viridiplantae; Chlorophyta; Mamiellophyceae; Mamiellales; Mamiellaceae
Exons: 1
Coding region: 1-663 (220 amino acids)
Molecular function (GO): protein binding
Source: RefSeq, a predicted model, not a curated record
AUGUCGACCCGUCGUGCGCUUCUCCUCGUCGGCCGCCGGCUCCUCGGCCCAUCCGACUCGGCCGCCGCCCUCGAGGCGCUCGCGGGUACCACCGUCGUGCACGCGCGAGAGAUGUCGACCCGCGGACGGGGAAGGUUCCGCGGAGCGAGGAGGCCCGUCGGCAAGGCCGCGCCGCCCCCCGCGCUCGAGGACCCGUGGGAGGAGGUUAAGGACGAGACCACGGGGCAGACGUACUGGUGGAACGUGCACACGAACGAGACGACCGCGUUGGGGGCGCCGAAGCCGAUGGGAAACACGAGCCUCGCCCCAUCGCAGCAGCAGGCUGGCGCCCCUCCGCCCGUGGGCCAGCCCCCGCAGCAGAGGUCCGUGAUGGGCGCGUUCGGCAGCAUGGUCGCGGAGGGGAUGGCGUUCGGCACGGGUUCGGCCAUAGCACACCGCGCGAUCGGGAGCAUCUUCGGGGGAGGAGGCUACGGGUACGGGGGCGGCUACGGCGGCGGGGGAUCUGCCGCGGGUGGUCCGCCGGCGCCCGGAAGCGCUCCGGAGGUUCCUCCGUCGGACGCGGCGUCGGGCGGGUCGUCGAUGUGGGGCGACGAGUUCGACGCGGACUCCGAUAGCUCGGACGGAGGCGGCUGGGGAGACGUGUUCGACGGGUGGGACGAGUAA